UUCUUCCCAUUCAGUCCUAUUUCCUCCUUUCUAUUCCGUUCGAAACCUUUGCAACUCUUCCCUCAAACCCUAGAAAUCAAAUCUCAUGGCACCAAAGAAGGAUAAGGCUCCUCCACCGUCCUCCAAGCCCGCUAAAUCUGGCGGAGGAAAGCAGAAGAAGAAGAAAUGGAGCAAAGGCAAGCAAAAGGAGAAGGUGAACAACAUGGUUUUAUUUGAUCAGGCAAGUUAUGAUAAGCUCCUUUCUGAAGCUCCCAAGUUCAAGCUGGUCACUCCGUCUAUCCUUUCUGAUAGGUUGAGGAUCAAUGGAUCGCUCGCACGAAGAGCAAUUAAGGAUUUGAUGGCACGGGGUUCCAUCAGGAUGAUAUCGUCUCACUCCAGUCAGCAGAUCUAUACAAGAGCAACCAACGCCUAAGGCUAUGGCACGGGGUUCAUAUAAACUCUUUCCCGGAAGGCUAUGGUUAUGUAGUUCCCUUCCCAUUUUGCAAUUCCGAAUUUUGUCCAUCGAUGAAAUUAUCUUUUAGUCUGUUCUAAUGGCUGGAUGAUCUUUUAAUGUGAUGUGGUCUUUUAUUUGUUAA
This is a messenger RNA of Cucurbita pepo subsp. pepo (vegetable marrow), 575 nucleotides long. Its product is annotated as small ribosomal subunit protein eS25x. The record is from RefSeq and is a predicted model, not a curated record. NCBI's taxonomy places the organism in Eukaryota, Viridiplantae, Streptophyta, Magnoliopsida, Cucurbitales, Cucurbitaceae.